Musa acuminata AAA Group (dessert banana) is the source of this 1765-nucleotide messenger RNA. RefSeq names its product UDP-glucuronic acid decarboxylase 2. Gene Ontology annotation, biological process: D-xylose metabolic process. Gene Ontology annotation, cellular component: cytoplasm. The transcript has 6 exons. NCBI's taxonomy places the organism in Eukaryota, Viridiplantae, Streptophyta, Magnoliopsida, Zingiberales, Musaceae. Gene Ontology annotation, molecular function: UDP-glucuronate decarboxylase activity; NAD+ binding. The record is from RefSeq and is a predicted model, not a curated record. The coding region runs from base 95 to 1426 and encodes 443 amino acids.
CUCCCUUCUCUCCCCUCGAGAAGAGCGCGUCUUCGUCGCCAUUGUGCUUACGACUCCCUGUAAGCCUUCGGUAUCGCAAUCCCUCUGAUCCGCGAUGGGCUCCGAGCUCAUCUACCGCGGUCACGACGGCCCGCCGGCGGAGGACGGCGGCGAGUACUCCCCGAGGCCGGAAAAGCGGGUCGUUUGGCUCGCGCGGCCGUUCCGCUACCUCCUCCGCGAGCAGCGCCUCCUUUUCGUGCUCGUCGGGAUGGCUCUGGUCUCCGUCUUCUUCACCUUCGCGCCCCCCUCCGCCACGCCUUCCAGCUACGACUCCCGCCUCAUGGUUGACCGCGCCCGGCAAUUCUCGGUGCCGGCGGUGCACGGCGGGUACCGGACGGCGCUCGAGAGGGGCUUCGUCGGGGCAAAGGUGCCGCUGGGUCUGAAGCGGAAGCGGCUCCGCGUCGUGGUCACUGGCGGCGCGGGGUUCGUGGGUAGCCACCUGGUGGACCGCUUGAUCGAGCGGGGGGACAGCGUCAUCGUGGUGGACAAUUUCUUCACGGGGCGCAAGGAGAACCUGGUGCAUCACUUCGGGAACCCCAAUUUCGAGCUCAUCCGCCACGAUGUGGUGGAGCCGCUUCUCCUGGAGGUGGAUCAGAUCUACCACCUUGCCUGCCCGGCGUCCCCUGUCCACUACAAGUUCAACCCCGUUAAGACGAUCAAGACCAACGUGGUGGGAACUCUCAACAUGCUCGGCCUGGCCAAGAGAGUAGGAGCCAGAUUUCUCCUCACCAGUACCAGUGAGGUCUAUGGUGAUCCCCUGCAGCAUCCACAAACUGAGACAUACUGGGGCAACGUCAAUCCCAUUGGGGUUAGGAGCUGCUAUGACGAGGGCAAGCGAACCGCAGAGACCUUGACCAUGGAUUACCACCGUGGUGCCCAAGUCGAGGUGAGAAUUGCUCGCAUCUUCAACACUUACGGGCCUCGGAUGUGCAUCGAUGAUGGCCGGGUAGUGAGCAAUUUUGUUGCCCAGGCCUUGAGGAAGGAGGCUCUGACUGUUUAUGGGGAUGGAAAGCAAACCAGGAGCUUCCAGUAUGUCUCUGAUCUGGUGGAGGGGCUGAUUAAGUUGAUGGAGGGUGAGCAUGUCGGUCCAUUCAACCUGGGAAACCCUGGAGAAUUCACCAUGCUGGAGCUUGCAAAGGUGGUGCAGGACACGAUCGACCCUGAUGCCAAGAUAGAGUUCCGACCAAACACAGCAGAUGAUCCCCACAAGCGCAAACCUGAUAUCACCCGCGCCAAAGAGCUGCUUGGCUGGGAACCAAAGAUCUCCCUACGAGAGGGCCUCCCUCUUAUGGUCUCUGAUUUCCGCAAGCGUAUUUUUGGUGAUCACUCCGAAGUUGAUUUAACCACAUCGGGCACCGCCACCAUCACGGACAAUGGAUCUCCUUAAGACACAUUGCUCAUGUUGCUGUUCUGACUCUCAAACCCGAUUCAUCCUAUGCAAAGAUGAAAGGCCCAUACAGAAGCACAAUGGAAAAUCAGCUUAUAUUUCAUUGAUAUUCCUAAUGAUUGAGCAUGUUUUUUCUUUUAAAUUCUUCGUGCUGCAGUAGCUCGGCUGAGAGCUAGCUGCAAUGCACUUUUUCUCUCUCUCUCUCUCUCUCUCUCUUUUAUGUGUUUUUCAUCAUAGUUUUUUAUCUUCCUUCUUCUUUUAGAGAUUGAACCAGCUGUCCUUUUAUUGUGGUUAUAUGAAUUUAAUAUAGUGUUUAACAUAGUUUAUCAGUUUUUUUUA